This is a messenger RNA of Trichobilharzia szidati, 3998 nucleotides long. The record is from the annotation of a GenBank genome assembly. NCBI's taxonomy places the organism in Eukaryota, Metazoa, Platyhelminthes, Trematoda, Strigeidida, Schistosomatidae.
AAAAUCAAAUUGGUUUAUACUAGCUCGUAAAAAUGAUAUUGGAUAUUGGAAAUUUAGAUUCACAUCUAGCGCUUAGUUUAAAAAGUUAAAGAUAUAACUCUUUGAAGUUUCUAGCUCUCUUAGUCUUUAACUACAGACAAAAAAAUGACCGAUAAUGCUAAUGGAUAUGUAUGUCGACUGGAAGAAGUACAAUCAAGUAUUGCUGAAGGAAAGUUGAUGUUGAAUGUUCUUCGUUCACUUCCAGCCACAAAGAAAAAUGAUGUUUUCAUUGCUCGUUUCGAAGAUCUAAUUAAAAGACUGGAAGACUAUCAGUUUCAAAGGAAGAAAAAUGAGGGUAAAGAUGCAAAGUUAAAGUUGCGAGCACUUAAACAACAACAAGAUAGAAUCAAAUAUCUUCUUGACCAAUUGGCAAGAGAUAUUCAGGAAUCCAAUUGUUCGACUAUGGAGGCUAGCGGCUCUUGUAAUGCUGCUGCAACGCCAACUAAUGUAGCAUUUCAAGAUUCUGCAUCAGCAAUGAUUUCAAAGUUUGAAACCUUAUUAUCCCAUGAUAAGCCCAAAACCUCCCAAGAGGAUAGCCAAUGUACUCCUGAUAACAAUGACUCUUUGCACAAUCCAGAAUCCAAACAGCAACUGGAAUCUACUGUCCAAAGUAAUGAUAAUCCACCGACUCUUGAAAUUUGUGAUCUUUUGAAUACUAAUCCAUCAGAAGUUUUGGAACGUGAUGACUCGACGGACCAGUAUGAGGCACAAUUAUCAGAACUCCAAGGAUUAAUUGAAGAUUCAGAAAAAUUUAAUGGAAUGGUAAAACGACUUGUGGUGAUAACGAAAAAAGCGCAUUUCAAUGAAUCAACAAAAUUACUUUUGGAUAUUUCGAAGAGAUUUACUGAACUUCAGAUGAGUUUUAAUUCCUUGAAAGAAAGCUAUGAUUCGCUUCGAAAUGAAACACAGCUAUCUUCUGAAUUACGCGAUAUCCAGAUGUCGAGCUUUCGUGAAUUUUUGAGCAGCUUAAGUCGCAAUUUCGAUUCGACCAAAGAAUGUUUCUAUACAAUUCAUCGUCUGGUCAAAACCACCAUCGAAGAACAACUGGCGAAUGGUACACUACAUGAAUUGGCUAAUAGUGAUGAAGAGGAUGACUUACCUGUGAAUGCAGAUAAAGCUUCUACAACUAAUGGCAGUGCAGAACUAAGUACAAGCAGACAAAAUGAUGAACCGUGUGGAGAUAUCGAUUCUGCAUUUGUUACUCAGAAAGCGUAUCUUACAGCAUUACAACAGCGGACAGCUCAAGAAAAAGAGGAGGUUGCUAGGCUACUGCAACAGCGAGAUGAAUUAGCCGGACGCUUAGCCUCUCUUAAAGCAGCUGCAAGUAGGGCGUCGCUUGAUGAUGUCGUAACAUCUGGCCAUACAAUUGAAUCGGCUCAUAUCAGUGUCCCAUUGGAUGAAAAUGACUGUGAUAACUCGUCGACUGGGAUAUCACCUGACCUGAUUGCUAGUUUGGAAGCUAAAAAACGCGAACUGAAUCAAUUAAAAGGUCAACUUGAACUGCUUCGUGAAGCUGAAGCGAAAAUCGCUACAUUUGCACCAGUUUUCCGUCUUUGUGAACCAGAAAUGACUAAUUUGUCCGAAGACGCUCUGAAUAAUAAUAAUAAUCAAGUUAUUUCUAGUCUACAGUCUGUAUCACAAGAAGUCAGUUCCCCUAAAGGAAGAUCCUCCUCGAAUUAUAAAGAAGACAUUGAUAAAUCAACAAGUGCCACUCAUUUUAAUGGACCAUCACGAAAUCUAUCAGUUUCCUCUGGUAUAUCAACGAAAACUGACUCUGUGACGUUUCAGCAGUCAGGAGUAAACUGUAGUGAUAACACUGAGCGUUUAUACGCUAAUAUGCGUGAAGCACGAAUAAAAAUAGAAGAGCAACGAAAUUUACAUGAUCGUGAAUUGUUAAAUAUUUCAAAUGGUACAAACUCAGGAUCUCAGAAACCAGUGCAACGUGUCAGUUGUAGUGGUGCCUCUGUUGCAACUAGUCAAGAUCGGACAACCUUAGCAACUUGGGGUGGUUCUUCUCCAGUUCCUUCAUGUUCUUCAGAAGCCUCUGAGGUGGCCAGCGGUGAAGGAGUUAGCGUCUGUGAUUCUGUGCCUUUAAAUUCUUGUCUUCCAACAUCUGGAACAAAUACUGCAGUUGUUAUCAAUUCACCUGAUACACCUGAUCAAUUGUCUACAGUAGCCAAACGAGCAUCUGGAAAACAUGGACAUAUUCAAGGCGAUUGUUCAAAUGAUAAUGUUCUGCAUGCUCCUUCUACCGGUGACAGUCCUUAUGCCCUAUCUCUUCCUCAAGUUGGACGCAGUCCAUCCCCGCCAUCUCGACACAAGAAUAGAUCAGGUGAUACUCAAAGUCAAAGACAAGAUAAUCUAAACACUAUGGCGAAUCAUCGUAUGAAUUCACAACAAAAUCAGCUAGGUGACUCUACAAAUACUUCUGUUAGCCAAACUGCUGCUAGUCAUAUGGUUGUUGCACCGAUUUGCAAUGAUUUUGAUGAUGGUCGAAUGUCAGAUAUGUCUUGUGCAAUAGCUAAUGAACGUAUUCAGCGCCUAGAAUCGAGUGUAGCCCAGCUUUUUCAAUUGUGUCGUUGUUUAAUGCUUGAAAACUCUCAGUUGAAUACAGCAGUCAAUCAGUUGAUGUGGCACAACUCGUCUCACCUAUCGCUUCCAGCACCAACAUCGUUUGGUCCACGCGGUUCAUCUAUUGGACCUGUUGCCUAUCACCAUUGCCAUUGCGUCCCAGCAUCAGCAAGUUGUAAUCAAGUAUUAGUGACAGAUUCCGGUUUGCCUUGUCAAUCAAUGGCCUGUAGGCAGGAGCAGUCAUUGAAAACUAUGCCUAAUGUGUGUUCACAGAAUUCAGGUGUAAUUCCUCCUACAAGUUUUAAGGAUUCUGAUCAAGCAGUUUUAAACAGUGGAGUCCAUGCUGUUUCUCAGAUUCAGCUGCUUACCAACCAGAUUACGCAACAACAAGCUAGUAUCUCUGAGCUACAAUCGGAACUUCAGCGUUUGAUACGACUGCAAACAGAAAAUAAGUCGUCACUUCCUACUGCUGAUACACAGUCACGUGGCCCUUGUUUUUCGAAUUCAGGUGAUUUUGGACUAGUCUUUUCAUCAAGUGUUCCUGGUCGUGCACCAUCUGCUAACACUGCAUCUAUCAAAUCUGGUACCAGUGAAUCCAUGGAACUUCAAAAGACUCUUUCGGGAGCUACUAGUUCUCACCAAAUGCCCACAUAUUCUUUUUUGACACCUCAGAGUAUGCCAGUCAAUAAUUGGUCUUUCGUUUCUAUUCCGAAUGUUUGUCAAUAUCCUAGAGAAGCUACAUUGAUAAACACAGGUCAGAGACCAACUGUACAAGCUGACUCAUAUCUCCCAAGUAUCUCUUUUACCUCUGGAUCCCCGUGCAAAUCUCACUUCACCUCAUGGUUCUUCAGUCAGUCAAAAUAAUCUAGGUUUCGGUAGACACCACUGAUCGAUCUACAGAGGGGAUCUUAACCGUGAUGAAAUCGAUCUCAUUCUCUAUAUUGAGUUUCUUUUUUAUCAGUUGACUCUGUUGCAUUUAGUUUUAACGCAUUUUCUACUCCACGUGUUGUUCUCCUGACACAAUUAGUUUCCUUUCACCUUUAUCUUCUUCUAUGAAAAUGCAUGUUCCUUCUCUGUUGUCGAACCCCUUCAAUUACCUUUUUUAUGCCUUUCUGCGUAUCUUAUGAUCAAUAUAUAAAAAAAUUGGCUUUGCCCACAUUAUGUUUAUGUAACUUUUGUGCAUGAAGCCUUUAUAUAUAUGUGAGAAUCACUUGUUACUACCUCCCAGUUUUCAUAUCCCAUCUUUUACCUUGACUCAUGAUAACAAUUUACCUUCUAGUAUCUAUGCAGUCUGGCUUUACUAAUCAUCUUUCCUGUACCUAUCACUGCUUUUAUCCUUGCUAGGCAGGCGAUCAUCAGUUGAAAUGAAGAUAAAAUGUAGAUUUUUG